AUGAUGAACAAAGGAGAGUGCAUCAGAUUACUUCUCUUAUUGAUGAUCCUCUUUGCCUUGGGUAACCCAACUGAAGAUACAACACCGCCGAAGUAUGUUGAGGACAAAUUUGCUGUAUGUAACGAGAAAUCUUCCACCAAGAAUUAUGGGAAAUUCGUAGUUGUGAAGCCAAAAGGAAAAUUCUGGAAUACACCAAAGGCUAAAGAUGAAGAGAGCGAACCCGCUCAUGUCGAAGAACCCUACCUACCAAAUGAGUUUGGAACUGGCGUACAUGAGUAUGCUUAUCAUGCACGGGACAGUGCUCCUAGUCCCAACAUAAACAUCUGCAAAAUACGAUUUGAAGUCCAAGUCAAGACAUGCCCGGUGCUGAGUAAUCCAGAUAAUGGUUUCCAUGACUGUCCUCGUAUAACUGACUACCUGGUUGUCGGGACGACUUGCCGUUACUUCUGCAAGGAUGGCUACAAUUUACAGGGUGCAUCUCAGCUAGAAUGUCACGGAACAUCAAGCGAAACGUCCGCAACAGUUACAUGGGCACCACUGCCCGCACCAACCUGCGCAUAUAGUGAAGGUCCUGUAUUAUCUGGCUGUGAGUCCUAUCAGUUUUUCCUCCCGGCCAAUGAAAGUGCAUCGGCCUUCAUCUGGACUGUCCCAGUUGCAUCUGACAAUAGUGGUGACGAGCUAACCAUCAGUACGCCAUCUUUCCCCAGACCAGGCGUACAUGAACUGGAGGCCGACCAUUACAGUUUACCCUACUCAGUCACAGACAACAGUGGAAACGUCGGGACCUGCAGUGUAUAUCUUAUCGUGUCAGGGUACUACCUUGAGGGCGAGAACCAUGCUAUGUGCCAACAAAGAAACCCUGGUUCUAAGCUAGGUGAAUGGUCGAAUCCAACACCCCGUUGCACAGAGGUGCGCUGUGAUCCAGCUCCUUCACUAGAGAAUGGCUACCAAACAUUUGGACUUUGCGACACUAAAUAUCUAUCCCUCUGUGUCUACGACUGUUCUGAGGGAUACACCAUUAGGAAUCGCAUACUCCAGUGCAUUGGUCAGGCGGGAACCAACUCUGCUUCAUGGAUAGCACCAGGGGGUGAUGGACCGGUGUGUGAAGCCAUCACAUGCCCCCCGAUACCAGUGCCUUUGAACGGAGGAAUAAAUGGAUGUCCUGUGCAGAUAAAUGUUGAGUAUGGAUCUAUCUGCACUGUCUUCUGCGAUGAUGGGUUCAAGUCCACCACCGGAAGCGAUCCUGUACAACGUACAUGUGACAAAGAUGAAGAUAAUGUAGGCUUUUGGAGAGAGGGAGGAACAUUAACAUGUGUCGUUGUGACUUGCCUCCCGCUCUCUGAUCCAGUCAACGGGGAAAUAGUUUCGUGUACAACUGAUGGAUCAAGCACCAAUAUUAGUCAUAUCCAAGAAUAUAACACGGUCUGUAGAUCGUCUUGUAACCUUGGCUAUACUCCACAGUACAGUGUCACUCGUAGAUGUGGAAAUGAUGGAUCUUGGGAUGGAGUUGAACAGCUCUGUGAAGAUGAAACCAGUCCGGAAAUCAGCUGUCCAUCAGACAGAAUUUUGUUUGCCGAAUUCAACCAACUUGAGGCAACCUUUGAAGCUAGCCUAUGGGAGCCUGUACUUGCAACAGAUGCUGGAAACACUCUGACAGCCUAUCUGUACAGCGUGAACUCGGAUAUAGUAACUGGGAGUAUACCGACCAGCCUGGUGGAAGGAGAACAUACCAUCGAAUAUAGGGCCGCUGAUGUUGCAGGAAAUCAUGCUUCAUGUACAUUUAAUGUGGAUGUCAAAGUUACUAGAUGUCCCCCUCUAUAUGCUCCAACAAAUGGUGAAAUCAGUUUGAGCUCUGGCAGUGGCGGCUGUACAUCAGGAGCGAUUUACGGAUCUGAAUGCCAAGUCUCCUGUCUGGACGGAUAUGUACUGUCUGAAGACACAUCAGAUGAUCUCCUUCCCGUCUUCGUUUGCAAUAGAUCAAGUUCGCCUUCCACCGUUGGGAUGUGGAGCGGACAGCCGCAAUCUUGUAACAAAAUCGAAUGUAACAUACCAUCAGUUCCCAAUGGAUCCGUCUCUGGUUGUCCAUUUUCUGCUGUAUAUGGGGAUUCAUGCUACUUCAUGUGCAAUGAUGGAUUCAAGAGCAGUCAGGGAAGAAAGUCUAUUACCAGGGUUUGCCAAGUUAAUGGCUCAUUUGACGGGGAAGACCUCAUUUGUGAUGUUGAGAUAUCAUGUCCCACAUUGAUUGAACCUGAAGAUGGGUCUGUUCUACCGACUACGUGUACUCAAUCUGGAGGAGUGCCUUAUAAUACACAUUGUUCAUUCUCUUGCAAUCAUGGCUACCUGCAAAAUGGAGUCUAUUCUAAGACAUGCCUUUCUACUGAAAUGUGGAGUGACGUGCGAGAGGUGACAUGCACAGAUAAUGAAGCCCCUGUUUUCUCAUCUCCGUGUCCGCUGGAUCACCACUACAACGCCGACAGGGGACAGUCCUAUGCCAACAUACCGGACAUAGGUGAUCUUGCACCAGACGCAACUGACAAUUCCGGAGCAUUCACACUGACUUUGAAUUCUACGAUACCAGAGGAUAACAAUUUUCCCGAGAACCCAACACGAUUAGUCUACAUGGCUGUUGACUCGAAUGGCAAUCUGGCGGUCUGCCAUGUCAUCGUGCAUGUUACAGUUUUCCGAUGUCCACGUCUUCAAGCUCCUUUUCAUGGAUCUGUAACCAACUGUCCCGUUAGUCCCGUGUAUGGGUCUGAGUGUUCCUACCUGUGUAAUGAAGGAUAUGAACUCGAAGGAUCAGAAGCGAGGACUUGUGAACUAAGGGGCGAUCAUGGAUCAGCAGGUUGGACCGGUGAUGAACCCAUAUGCCAAGCAAAGACGUGUCCUGCACUUAUGACACCUGAAAACGGUGUUAAAUCUGGUUGCAUCAACAACCCACCAAGUACCGAGGUCUUCGGCACACAAUGCAUUUUCGACUGUGUGUUCGGCUUUGAAGGCAUUGGCGGUAGAAACCCGAUCUGCCAGGCAGAUGGAACGUGGACAAGUAAUAAUUUCAGUUGCAUAGCUGCAUCGUGUCCACCCCUAGAAAUCCCAGAUGGCUCUUCAGUAACGCCAGAAAAAUGCACCACUGAUCCUGUCUUUGGGCAGUCGUGCGUAAUAUCAUGUACGCAAGAAGGCUACCAGCUUUCUCCUCCGAACUAUUCUUUGCUGUCAUGUCAGGCUAAUGGUCAGUGGACUCCAGGUAACACUAUGGCAACAUCGUGCACAGACAUACAAAGUCCGACAUUUUCUGAAUGUCCUCAGUAUUUGACUUUCAGUCCGGCCCGUGGAGAAACUCUGGCUAAUGUCACGUGGACCGUUUCGGCUACAGACAAUAGCGGUGACGGACCCACCAUUACUUGUGACAAGGAGCAAGGCCCUAUGGGUGAAGGGGACUCUCGAGUCACCUGCACGGCCUCAGAUUCUGCAGGAAAUAACAGAAUGUGUACAUUUGACAUUGAAGUGGAAAUUCACCGAUGCCGUCCAUACUGGCUGCCACAAUUCGCUGAAUUCGUUGGUGACUGUGAUACAAUUUGGGGUACAGAGUGCAGUUUAGCCUGUUCUUCUGGCUAUCAGCUGAUUGGUUCUAGUACAGUCACGUGUGAAUCUGAUGGAUCUGAAGCAAGCUGGAUUGUACAGACAGCACCUCGAUGUGAAGUCAUUCAGUGUGAUCCUCUAGAAUUACCCGAAAACGUCGAUAUCAAUCCUCCAUUAUGUGCUGGACCAGAACCUAUUAGCGCCGGACAAACUUGCACACCAUAUUGUCCUAGUGGUAGAGAGCUACAAGGUAAUGGGCUGCCCAUCGUUUGCGAAGAUGAUGGUCAAUGGAACAGAUCGGUUGAAGGUUUGGCAUGUACAGACACCACGGCACCGAUCUUGACCACCUGUCCAUCUCCCAUUACUCUUACGCGGACCGAGGCUUGGGGAGUAACGGCAAAUUUUCCUCCUCCUACAGCUACCGACUCCGUAGACGGUACUGAUCUCAAUGUUACAACAUCACCCUCUGAUCUGGUAUCUCCAUACAAUGUUACUGGAGACACCACAUUCAUUUACACCUUCUCGGAUGUUGCGGGGAACAGUAUCCAAUGUUCUUUUAGCAUUUACGUUCAAGACGAACUUUAUCCCGUCCUGGAUUACUGUCCUAGCGACUUUGAAGUCAACACCACCACACAAUUGACGGAAGUUAUCUGGGAUCCACCCAUAUUUUCGGAACCUACUGGAGAUCCUUUGGAAAUAUCCUGCAACUAUGAGAACAACAUGGCCACGUUGGCUAUUGACAAGGAUCACUUGGUAGAGUGCACGGCAACGAACCUUGAUAACUCUAAAACCACUACCUGCAGCUUCGUCAUAAGCGUUAAAAGAAAGCCUUGUCUCAGCUUAGAUGCGCCGACGAACGGAGCUCUUGCUUGUGAUGGGUUUAGUGGCGGUACAUUUUGUUCAAUAUAUUGCAACGACCAGUUUGACAUUCCAAGAUCACGUCUGCAAAUCCCUGAGCGAUACGUUUGUGGAAUAACAGGGCAAUGGACGCCACAUGACAGUGUGCCAGACUGCACAGAAACAAUUAAUGGAAAUCAAAUAAAACUUCCAAGUGAGGUACAUUACUACAGUGGAUCAUGUGGAACUGCUGAAACCAAUAAUGAGAUCGCUACUGCAUUCUUGGAAGCGUUUCAGUCUUCUUCAUUUUCUAGUAUCUGCACGGAGAAUGCUGAAUGUUCAGUUGACAACAUACAAGUGACAUGUGGUCCUUCCAGUGAAGUGGGCAGGCGAAGAAAGCGAGACGUGGGUCGAAGGGAGUAUGGAUAUGCGGAAGCCCCCCUUAAAAAAAUAGAGAAGAGACAAAUUUCAUUAGAUUAUGUAUUUACUGUAACGUGUACCAUUGGACAUAAACUGACUGUCCCUGAAGGGCAAGACUCUUUUAAUGCAGUGCUGGAUACAGAGGAAAGUUUAAUGGAUGUUUUUGAAACCCUUGUCUCAAACGGCGACUUGGACCUUAAUGUCACUACUGUGGAUGGUAUCCAACUUGACUUAGAUGAAUCUUCUGUCUCAUUCGAAUAUUCAGAACUGGUGUGCGACCCUCCCUACACUGCAAACAAUGACGACUAUCUCUGCGUACCAUGUGGAAGGGGUUUUUAUUACGACAAUGAAACUCAGGAGUGUCUACAGUGUGAAGUUGGGGCCUACCAAGACGCCCAUGCCCAGUUCACAUGCCAACAGUGCCCUGAAGGACAGUCUACACUCGGUAUCGGAUCCAAAAACCUGACUCAAUGUAGAGAUAUUUGCCAGCCUGGCCAAAGCUCUGACUCCGGACUAGCACCAUGCUACCUUUGCAAGAUAGGUAGCUACCAAGAGGAAUUCUAUUCCACCGAAUGUGUUACCUGCCCCAAUGGCAUGUCAACUGAAAGCAAAGGUUCGCAGUCAUCCCUAGACUGCAUUGAGUAUUGCAGAGCUGGAGAGUAUUCCCCAUCAGGAUUUGUUCCUUGCACGCCUUGCCCUAAUGGUACUUACCAGAGUGGAACUCAACGAAGUCAAUGUCACGAGUGUCCAAGUGAAACUACGACACUGCAGACAGGUUCCACUGAUGCAUCCAUGUGUGUUGAUAUUGAUGAAUGUGGAAGCAGCCCGUGUCAACAUGGUGCAUCCUGUGUUGAUGGAAUCAACUCUUUCACAUGCAUAUGCACUGAAGGUUAUAGAGGACAGUUGUGUGAAGAUCCCAUCCUGUGGUGCGACUCCGGUCCUUGUCUCAACGGAGGAACGUGUGUGGAUGAAAGUGAUCAGUUCUCAUGCACUUGUGCUCUUGGAUAUACAGGCAACGUAUGCGAGACAGAAAUAGACAACUGCGAUCCACCACCAUGUGCGAAUGGUGGAACCUGUAGGAGCAGCAUAGGUGAAUUUGAUUGUUCUUGCCCAUUUGGAUUUGGUGGUGAAACCUGUUCAGACGAAAUAGAUUACUGUCUAAAUAAUCAAUGUGAAAAUAAUGGAAGCUGCAUAGUCUCUGAACUUGCAUUAGGUGGUUACUCCUGCCAGUGUAACGCAGGGUAUACAGGGUCGACAUGUUCUAUUAACAUUGAUGAAUGUAAAAGUAGCCCUUGCUUACAUGGCGGCGAUUGCAUCGAUGGUAUCAACAGUUUUACCUGUACAUGCACAACUGGAUUUACCGGUCUGGAAUGCGAAACAGACAUUGAUCUGUGUGCUGAUUGGAACUGCCAGAAUGGUGGUACAUGCAAGGAUCUAGGCGACAGCGUAAUCUGUGCAUGUGAUGAAGCCUAUGCCGGGCAGCACUGUGAAGAAGUUAGAACAGCUUGCAGUGACUCCCCCUGCAGAAAUGGAGGAACGUGCUCAGCUGUUGACAACACAACAUUGGCAUACCAAUGCUCCUGUACUGAGGGAUACAUAGGACAAAGGUGCGAAACCAAAGUGAAUUAUUGUCAGCCAGAUCCAUGUCGAAACGGAGCAACCUGUGAGGACGAAUCUGUUAAUUAUAUCUGCCAUUGUCCUGUCGGUUAUCAAGGGGAAACCUGUUCUGAAGUAAUACGACGGUGUGAUGACACUCCAUGUGGACUGAAUGCAACUUGCAUUGAACAGACUGAUUCCUUCGCGUGCCUAUGUGAUGUGGGUUACACUGGACCGAGAUGUGAGGACGUGCUUACCUUCUGCGAUGCACAAAACCCUUGUCUAAAUGGAGCGACAUGCAGCGGAGAUUCGGAUACAUAUGAGUGUCAAUGCCCACCUGCAUACUAUGGUACGUUGUGUGAACACUUGAACGACCCUUGUGCUAAUUCGCCCUGCCUGAACGGUGGUUCAUGUGUAAAGGACCAGCUAUCUUAUCAGUGUGACUGUGUGCAGGGAUUUGAAGGAAUACACUGCGAAGUUGAUCAAGAUGAAUGUAACAGCAAUCCAUGUGAACAGGGAAGUUGCACUGAUGGUCCAGGUUCCUUUAAGUGCGAAUGUGUUGCUGGAUACUCUGGAGUCACCUGUUCUGAGGAUGUCCUGUGUAGCCCAAAUCCUUGUGAAAAUGGAGGAAACUGUGAGAACCUAAAAGUGAAAUAUCGGUGUGAAUGUGCCUCAGGAUUUUCAGGUACAACAUGCGGGAGGCAAAUAGAUUACUGUCGAAAGAGACCAUGCGUACGUCAGAAUACGGAACACUGUGAGAAUCUAGUUGGUAGUUACCUCUGCACCUGUAAGACUGGAUUCUCAGGAUCACGAUGUGAGACAGAGAUCGAUGAGUGUGCAGAGUCACCAUCCCCGUGUCUGAAUGAUGGAAGCUGCAUCAACCAAUGGGGGAGUUUCACGUGCCAAUGUCAACCAGGCUUCACGGGUGACCGAUGCGACGUCAACAUCGAUGACUGCGUCAAUCGCAAUUGUGAAAAUGGAGGAACUUGUAUUGAUGGGACCAAUAGCUACAGCUGCCAAUGCACUCAAGGAUCCUAUGGAUCACAUUGUCAGCUGAAGUCGACACUGUGUGAUAACGACCCUUGUCACAAUGGAGGUGUGUGCAUUCUCAAUGAAGAUGGCUUCCACUGUGAAUGCCUGUCUGGUUUCAACGGGGAAACCUGUGAAUAUAACAUCGAUGACUGCGAAAAUCAUCUCUGUGCUCAUGGCUCUACGUGUCAAGACCAGUGGAAUAGCUACCGCUGUAUAUGUCCAUUAGGUAUAACUGGAAAGCUGUGCGACCAAGAGAUUGAUGAUUGUCUCUUGAAUCGUUGCCAGCAUGGAUCGACCUGCAUUGAUGGAAGAUCAAGUUUUACAUGCAUCUGCGCAAGUGGGUUCACUGGGAAGAUGUGUGAAAUUGAUAUUUUGGAAUGUUCGUCUUCCCCUUGCCACAACUUUGGUGAAUGCCUAGAAGGAACAGACAGGUUUGAUUGCCAGUGCCCUGAAGGUUACCAUGGUACAACUUGCGAAGAACUUGUAAGUUAUUGUGUGUCAAGCCCAUGCAAGAACAAUGGAACCUGCACGGACGCCUUCAGAACUUAUAUCUGCACAUGUCCCCCAGGGUAUACAGGAGACAAGUGUGGAACAGUUAUUCCUGACAACUAUGACCUUAAGUUGGAUCACCAAACUUCGUCGACCCUAUUUUCUGCUGAUGUGAGCACCGAUUCGGAAAAUGUAACUGUAUCUCUGUGGGCUACUGCAGAGAUUACAUCAUCCCACAGUCGACUCCUUAGUUUUGGGUUGGAGACUCUACGGUUUGGCAUUUACAAUCCUUGUAAUGUCAUGUUCAUAGAGGCAACUCGGAAUCAUUCAUCUGAUGGACUCUCGAUUUGUGAUGGCCGUUGGCAUCAUCUGUUGCUUGUAUUUAUCCGCACUGGAAGAUGGUUGGUUCUCUUCGAUGGUUCUGAGGUUAUGAGUGGAGGUGGCGAUGUGUCUCAGCAUAGUCUUUCAGGAAAACUGCAGCUUGAUGUUGGAGCAAAUGAGCUGGACGAGGAGGAUUCCAUUUUCAUAACUGGAAUCAAUGUAUGGAGUGGAUAUAUACCAGAGGAUGUGUUAACGAGAAUCAAAUCGGAGUGUUUGCCACAGCUGUAUGGGAACAUUAUUUCAUGGACGAACUUUGACUCUCAUCAGGAUUUUCCUACAACUGCAGUGACCCCUUCAGUGUGUGAUGAUACUGAUGAAUGCGAAGACCUGAAUCCCUGCCUGAAUGGAGCAACUUGUGUGGACAAACUCCGUUCUUAUACCUGCACGUGCCUUAUAGAUUAUACAGGGGUAAACUGUGAAAGAUUCAUAGAGUUAUGCAACACUGAUAGCUGUGAGCAUGGAGGAACAUGCACAACCAUGAAUGGGACUAUUCAUUGUUCAUGUCCUGAUAGAUAUUUAGGAGAGCUUUGUGAGCAUGAAAUAAUUGAUGGUGGUUGGAGUGACUGGUUGCCAUGGAGUACGUGUAGCGCAUCUUGUGAAGGUGGAACUCGAAACUCUUCAAGGGAGUGUACUAACCCACCACCUAAUGAAUAUGGACAACCUUGUACUGGAGAAAGUGCUAAAGAAGAGAUUUGCAACGUUCAAGACUGUCCUGGUUGCCUUCACCUUCAAAACCCCCUGAAUGGUUCAGUGAGUUGUUGGAGUAAAGGAGAAACAAGACAAUGUACUGUUCAGUGCGAUUCACCCGACCUUGGCUUUGUUCAGCCGCCGUUAGAAUUGUAUUCCUGUGGUCCAGAGACAGAUUAUAAAUGGGAUCACGAAGAUGAUGACAACCGUAGAGCCAUUCUGCCUGCUUGCAGGGAAACAAUACCUCCUGUUUCCUCAAAUGCCCAUGCCGACUUGCUUUACCCUUCUGCAACUUGUGCUUCACAAGCUGAAGAAGAAAACAUUCGAGAAAUCGCCGGUUCUAAUAUUUUGGAUAAUAUUCGUGCUAGUGGUUGCAAGAACUGUGCUGUGUCCAAUUUAAAGGUCAAAAAUUGCGGUCUAUCAAGGAAGCGAUCGGUUGUAACAUCUCCAAUCACUGUUUCUGUCGUUAUGGAUCUCAACAACAUUACCGAGGAUGAAUCUCUCGUCGAAUUUGGCAGCAACCUCGAACAGCGUUUACAGAAUGGAUCAUUUGCAAUGGAGGUAGAUGGCCAGGUCAUAGAAGCUGACGUAAACCGAAGUGGUGGUGUGGCGAUCAUUACUUGUCCGUUUGGAACUGGUCUGACACUGGAGGGAAGAUGCGUUGUGUGCCCGGCUGGUACUUAUCAUUACGUGCUGCCAAACACAACUGAAGCGGUGUGUGGGUAUUGUCCAUUACACACCUACCAGAAUCAAGAUGGCCAAGGUAAUUGUAUUCCGUGCCCUUCAGGAUUGAUAACAAAUGAUCCAGGAGCUGAUGACAUCCACUUCUGUAUAGAACCAUGUCCAAUUGGUCAUUACCAAGAUGUCUGGGCUGAUUCUAAUGAGACGGUGUGUAUCCAGUGUCCUUAUGAUUCCUAUCAAAAUAAAACUGGAAAGGAAAGCUGUGUACCCUGCCCUGAUAAGUAUGUAACUCGGGAACAAGGAUCAACAAGCUCGUCUGAUUGCGUCGCUCUGUGUAAUGCUGGGCAUUAUGUUGAUCUUUCAAACGAGACCAAUCCACAAUGUCCUCCUUGUCCACUCAACACAUUUAUUGAUCUUGAUUUGCAUCAAGAACAAGAAUGUUCGCCAUGUCCGCAAGGAAUGAUAACCACACAGAAUGGAAGUUCUCAAAGUACUGACUGCCUCGUUGUGUGUUGGCCAGGGACCUAUUUAGAAAGUUCCACAUGCGUACCAUGUCCUUUAAACACCUACCAGGACCAGAUCAGUCAUCGUGGAGGUUCAUGCAUCAAUUGUACUGGAGAUCUUGUUACUUUCCACGAGGGUUCAGAAAACCAACAAGACUGUGAAGAAGAGCCGGAUGAGACAGAAGUCAGCAAGGGUCGACAUGUUGCCAUCAUUUUAGGCAGUUUAGCUUCUGUCGUUGUUGUUAUCAUUCUUGUAGUGACUGUUGUGUAUUGGGUGAAAAAGAUGCAGCAAAGAAUGAAGGUUGGAGACGAGUCAGUUGAGAUGGAAAAGGUUGAAGCAACACGUGCGGUUCGAAGAAACAACUAUACAACAGACAUGUCGGAGUAAAUGACAACUGCAAAUGGUUGAAUAUCGCACAGAUACAGACAGUGGCCUUGUACAUAUUUUGAAGUCGGUUUUUAUUCAAAUUCUGGUUAAAAGUUGUUGUUUAACUUUGGAUAGCCAAGUGUGACAUAAAUCUCUAUUUCAUUGUAUCAGAUAAUGUGACUCUCAAAUCAUUCUAACUGUAAGGGAUGGAUUAAUAAGAUAGUUGUCUUCAUCGGUAAAGAAUUUGGGAAGAGCACAGAAAACAUAAGAAACAUGCAAUAAUAAUGUUUUUUUUUUACAUUUUUGGCUUCCCAUACUUUUAUCACGGAGUAAGACCAUGGUCUCAUUUAGAUCCGACUUCGGAAUAUGGGCAAUUGGCAUCUAAUAUAACCUGGAGACUUUUUUUGCUUAAAUCCUCAUCUACAACACCACUAUCCACCUACGACUUGAACACAAAAUCAAAAGCAAAGUCUUUUAAAGGAACAAAUAUCUUAUCCUAGAUUAUGAAGUGCAAGACAAGGGAAUGUACGUGGCAGGCCUACACAGUAAAUACAGUUUUAGGAGUUUACAAGUAAAUACAGCAAGAAGUUUGGUGUUUUUAGUUUGCUUUUAUGUGUCCAAUACCGAUGCUAGGGGUAGGCUGUACAUCCGUAUGAGUCAAAAUACCCCGUUCUGUGAUUAUAUAGGGAAGAGUUUAUAGGGUAUGUGUCGGGGCAUGUGUGUGUGUGUUUGAGAUUGAAAAACUGUAUUUUUAACAUAAUUUUUUAAUAAGGAAGUCCCAGGCCAAAAUCUUAUAGUUAGUUACUGCCAUUUUCUCUUAAAAUUACGCAUUUUUCAAAAUUGACAUAACUUUUCAUUUUUGCUUACCUCCUAGUUCCAAUGUACUUCAAUUCAAAUUUUUAAUGUCUUUAUUAGUGUCUUGGUCAAGCAUAAUUGAAAGCUCACUUCAUUACUUUUCCCCCACAAAAAUCUCCAAGAUCUUGCAAAUCACAUGAAUGGGGUAGAUGCUUAGAAACCUGGCUCCAUCAUAAUAGAUGGAACAAUUUUACUACUAUGAAAAAAUAUGUAACUUUUCAGUAGGGCCUACACGUAUUACAAUUUGUGACCAAAAAUUUCUUAAUGCAAUAUGUGAUCCAUGCAUAUGAAUCAAUAAGAUCAGGAUAAAGUUAUAUUUCAUUUUCUAUGAACCAAGAUAAUUGAUUUGUAUAUUACAGAUAUUCAGAAUUUUGUACUAAUAUGUCACUUCUCUAUUUAUUCAAGAGAACCUCCAUUAAAAAACUACGCUUUCCAUAAGGAUAACAUAUCAUUCCAUUUAUUAUUGACCUAUUUUAUCCUAACUUAGCUUUUUGUGAAAGUUUGAAAUGAAAUAAAUUGUUUUGUUAAUCACGAAUUUGCCUCACUCCCAAAGUGAGAGGAGCCGCAUUCAUACCCUGAAAAUGUUCAAAUUACCAAUCAAAGAUUCUGGCCCAGAGAUUGAACUUUUUAGAAUGAGUUUUCCACUAUGUCCACUUUAUCAUUGUAUUCAUGGGCGAUGGUAAUUACAACGGUAAUUUUAACCAGGGGUGGAUUCAGGAUUUUCCAACAUGUCCAAAGGGGGUAUAUUUUGUCCAGGAAAAAAUCUACAACCAAAUGUAUGUAUCUGACAGGAAAGAAAUUUAAUAAAAUUAUAAAUAUGUUUCAGUUAGAUAGAGUUUAAGCAUGUGUUUAAAAUAUUUACUUGGUCCAGGUUAGGGUAGGCCUAUAGACAAGCAUGUAGCCUACAUAUGUUUUGAAUAUUUCAAUAGCAAGCGUUGGAAACGUCUGAUACCCCCCCCCCCCCCCUGAGAGUACAAGUGUACCAGGUUUAUGUCAUAUUUUGUACAGGUGUUAGAAAUAUUUCUUACUAGGUGAAGCAUUUUCAUAAUAGCCAAUACAGUGCUCUAGCAUUGAUGAGUGUAGUAUGUAGAUGUACAGAUGCACAGGAAGUGUCUUUUAUUAAUAGAAUGUGUUGCUUUAUGCACUCAUCUGUGAUUGAAAUUCUUUGAAUUACUUUAUAGAAAUUUUACAGUUAGUCCUAGUAACGGUAAGGUAUAUUAAGAGGUUAAUUUCAGUGAUUCAGGGAGAACCACCUAAGCUAGAAUAGACCACAGAUGUUAGUAUAGGCAGUCGAAGUUAAAACUGAGGGACUACGUCGGUGACGAGAUAACGACCCCAGCUGCCACCGGUUCACCACCGACAUGAUUCGUCAAAACUCAUGUCAUCAUUGGGGGCUCGAUCUCGUCCACUAAUUCGUCGAAGCCACAUCUCUCUGAUCUGGGGGCUACUCAUCAAGGGGCAACACUGUCUGCCGAGGCCGAGUGGAAGAGACAUCGCAAGCUGCGGAGGCCAGGAACUGGACCGACCACCAGGGCCGAGUGGGGCAUGUCAAGCCAGAAGAGAUGAUGGGGGCUCUCGUCAACUAUUAUUAUUAAGUUAAGUUAUAUUUUGUUAUCCAUAUCAAUGUAUAUUUUCAUGUACAAUUAUUGUAAAACAAAUCAAAAGGAAACAACAUAAUGAUUUAAGAGAUUUGAUUAAAUCUUUUAAUAACUAU
Lytechinus pictus (painted urchin) is the source of this 13138-nucleotide messenger RNA. Its product is annotated as sushi, von Willebrand factor type A, EGF and pentraxin domain-containing protein 1-like. NCBI's taxonomy places the organism in Eukaryota, Metazoa, Echinodermata, Echinoidea, Temnopleuroida, Toxopneustidae. Gene Ontology annotation, biological process: heterophilic cell-cell adhesion; establishment or maintenance of epithelial cell apical/basal polarity. The record is from RefSeq and is a predicted model, not a curated record. The transcript has 55 exons. The coding region runs from base 1 to 10590 and encodes 3529 amino acids. Gene Ontology annotation, molecular function: calcium ion binding. Gene Ontology annotation, cellular component: plasma membrane; protein-containing complex.